Messenger RNA from Cetraspora pellucida, 127 nucleotides. Lineage: Eukaryota; Fungi; Glomeromycota; Glomeromycetes; Diversisporales; Gigasporaceae. The record is from the annotation of a GenBank genome assembly.
AUAUAAGCAAAGAAGAUAUAAUGAAAAAGAUAGAAGUAAAGAAAAUAGAAGUGAAGAAGAUAGGAGUGAAGAAGAUAGGAGUGAAGAAAAUACAGUAAAGAAGAUAGAAGUGAAGAAGAUAUGGUGA